GGGGAGUUGCCGCGCAAUAAUCGAGACACAGCAUAAGGAAACAAACACAUAUUGACGUUUAUUUAGCUCAUCUAGAGCUGUUAAUAUGCAGCCAUUCUAUCUUCCCUUUUUCAAAGGGAACGAUAGGUUAAAUGGAUUCGAUGAGGAGGACCAUGAAGAGUUUGCAGAGCGCCUUAGGAAAACCUUAUACUAUGGAAAAACACCCUCCACUGAUCGCCCUUCGCUUCCUCUAACUGAAAUAACUGUUGAAUACUUACAAGAAGCAUGUCCAAGGCAACUAGGAAAACUGGAUACAUACACGGCUGCAACAACUUCAAGACAAGCUUGCAUGUCACCAUGUUCGAUAAUGAUGAGUAUGCUCUAUGUCAAACGUUUAAAGACCCGGAACCCUGCUUACCUACAACAGAUUUCUUCUUCUGACCUAUUCUUGAUUUCUGUGAUGAUGGCUUCCAAGUUUUUGUACGAUGAAGGAAUUGAUGAUGAGGUUUUUAACGACGAGUGGGCAGCCUCUGCAGAUCUAGAAACUGAAGAAGUGAAUGAAAUGGAGCGUCAAUUCUUGUCAGCAAUUGACUGGCAGCUUUUUGUCAAACCAAAUGAAUUCUACGACAUCCUUCAUGACUUGGAAAGACGGAUUGCCCUGCGACAAGCCAGAGACCGGGGUUGGUUUACAUACACAGACCUCAUGGUGCUAUCAGAAGAUCCUGAAAUUGCCAGACUAGUUGCUUUUCUCAGUCAGGAGAUCUCUAAGGUGGUGAUGGUCAGCUCUUUUGCCUACUUAGCCAGUGUUUUGACAAUGGUGGGCUCGACUCUUCUUGUCACCACUAUGUCAACGGCAAUCAUGAUCAAUGGUCCAGUGAUCUUGACACCUCCUCUCCCAAGUCUUCCAGAAACUGUCCCGAAAGGUCUGCAUGGUCGCUGUAACAAUACCUCUCCUGUUGUGAAAACACCAGUAGAUACGGUUACAACAGAUGUCAGUGGUCAUGGAAAUGAGGAGACAACAAGGGCUACAGAUAGAAGUAAUGAGGGUCUCUCUGUGCUAAAGAACGCGGUUGAUGGACUUCUCUCUCUUUUCACUGUGGUUUCGUUGAGAGAAACUUUCGUUAAGCACAUGUACGGCAACAAGGACACCCAGAACACCUACGAUCAACAUUUGAUAGAUUAUCCACAAUCGACCAACAUAGCCCAACGUCCAAACAAAUCUGUGACCAUCAACUACGGAAAUUCUAAUGAACAGGUUCAAUAUCCCAUUCAUGGUUGUGCUUCUUGUGAAAAACAUGAACCAAAUGGAAAUGAACGAAGUAGAAAUGUCCAAACAGGGACCAAUCCAACUCAGUGUGUUGUGGAUCAUGAUAUUGUUUAUGCUGGUUUCAAGGACUUAAUGUUGUAUGAUCACUUUUCGGACAUAUCAUUGGGGUUCUCUACUGGACUGAGGUCUCCGGCAUUGCUACACACCUGAUAGUUACAAAAACAUAACAAAGUACAUGAUAAGUACAGGAUUUUAAAAAUAUCAAUUUUGUUUCCUUUCUGUGCUUGUCACAUCAAAUGAUACAAAAUAACAUCUGAAAUCCAGUAAUGUAUUGAUAGAUUCUGCUGCUUCCGAAAGUCAAUUUAAUUUCAAAGUGGGGAAAAAAAGAACAGAUGUUUAGGGUCUUGGAAUUUCUAUCUGGAAAAAUUGGCAAUCUUUUACAACAUGAUUGAAAUAAAAUGAUGGCGUCUUUAAAAUAUUAUUUCGUUAGAAUUGCCCUGUAUAAAACUUUAUCUUGGAAAUAUCAUGUACUUUGUUAUGUUGCUAUAAAUGACCAUUUUGUGUGGUUCGGUGUAUAAUCGCGUGUAACCUACGAUAUUUAUUUUUGUGAUCAGACUAGACAUAAUCCAAAUAUAUCGAUGUUCAAUAAUAAUUAUGUAGAAUUGUAAAAUCAAUAUUGUGAAAUAAUUAAUAAGAGUAUUGAGUCAUCAAACAUAAAGGAAUCAAUUUUAUAAUAUUAAAUCACAUUUUCAGUACAGGUAUUUAUUUUUGCAUCUAGAUGUGGUAUGAUACCAUACCACCGAUUACCUGUUCUAAUACAAUUUACAAAUAACAAUUACCUGUACUUGACUCUAAUUGGCUGUAUUUAACAAGGUGAAGAUAGCGUUAAUAUUAUCAUCUGUUUUCAGAAAUCGAUGGCAGUACAGGGGCAUGACAGUGUAACAGGGAUUGACUAUUUAUUUUUCAAUAAGAGUUCUAUUUUUCUGACUCGAGCUCAUUCUGAGUAAAUAUUUUCAAUAUAUUAUUGUUCAGUGUUUCUGUAAGAAAACUUUGAAUUCCACAGUUUAAUGUUCUCUGGGAGUGACAGAAAGAAAUCCACUAGUGAGUUCAACGUUUUAAAAUCAUGCAAAUACAUUACCUCAACAAUAUAUAUUAGUAAUUUUUACAAAUAGUGCUUAAUAUACAAUGUUAUCAUGAAUAUCAUUUAAACAAACUCUCAAUCAAGGAAAAGAAUCAAAAGAAUUGUAAGAAGAAAAAAAAGAUAGAUUUUAUUGCAUUUGCUGUGAAAUCAUUGCUAAUCUGAACUAUUUUUUUCUCAGUUGUUGAAAAAUUUAACUAGAAAUUUUACAGCUGUUCAAUUCCGUAUUGCAGUCUAAGAAAUAUUGGCUAUGUCAGAUGUUCUAUUACACUCAGCUCCAACCGUCAGCUUGAGCUCUUGUACAAAUAAUGUUCCACUGUAUACAAUGUUCUAAUGUAUCCAUUUUGUGAUAAUGUCUAGUAUUUACUUGUCAAUCUGCGACUGCACUCUUUACAUUUUGAUUUGAAUGAAUUGAUGCUGCAGGACAAGGGCAUUAAAAAGUGUUAUCUGAAGCAUUUUAUCAGUUUCACAGAUUAUAUAACAACUAAAUCUACCUGAUAAUUAAUAUUCUAAUUAAAUUGAAGAAACAACUGCCUGUAAACCAGUGUGCUAUUUUUCAUUAAUAAUCAGUUUUAAGCUAGCUAUAUUGCACAGUACUCCUUAAGUCAAAUAUUAUAAAUACAUAUGCAUAAGUUUAACUGGCUUUCUUCAAACAACUACCGGCCUGAAAACUUGGUGAAAAAUGUGAUACGACAAACGUGGUAAAAAGUUGAAUUACAAAGCCUCUAUUCUUAUCUCGCAUCCACCUUGAUUCAAAAACCAAUGAAACAUUUCAUUUACUUGAGUCUGUGUUAUAUUUUAAUGUAUACUUAAUUUGCAGAAACAAAAAGUCAAUCCCAAUUUUUCAGGGGUACAGGACAUCUUGUGCGAUUAACAUUCCCCUCUUGUAGCAUUUAAUGGAUACGCUUCAAACGAAAAAACAAAUUUACCAAGAGACAUAUCAAUCCAUUUUAUAUUUAUCAAUAUUUUAAAUCUUGUUAAGAGAAAAUUAAGUAAUUUACGCUGAUAAAAGAUACAAAAAAUGAAAUAAAUUGUGAUCAAAUAAAGGUGCAUAUUAAUUCUGAA
This is a messenger RNA of Ylistrum balloti, 3449 nucleotides long. Its product is annotated as protein CNPPD1-like. The record is from RefSeq and is a predicted model, not a curated record. Gene Ontology annotation, cellular component: nucleus; cyclin-dependent protein kinase holoenzyme complex. NCBI's taxonomy places the organism in Eukaryota, Metazoa, Mollusca, Bivalvia, Pectinida, Pectinidae. Gene Ontology annotation, molecular function: cyclin-dependent protein serine/threonine kinase regulator activity; protein kinase binding. The coding region runs from base 86 to 1456 and encodes 456 amino acids. Gene Ontology annotation, biological process: regulation of cyclin-dependent protein serine/threonine kinase activity. The transcript is spliced from 8 exons.